AUGCCUACAAUGUGGCUUACCGACUCGCAGAAGAUUGGGGUCGCUUUCUGCUCCGGUGGAGGCUUCUUCCUGAUUGGAGGUGUUAUUAUGUUCUUUGAUCGCUCAAUGUUGGCUAUGGGAAACAUCCUCUUCCUGGCCGGUAUCACGCUACUCCUCGGAGUCCAACGAACCUUCCUCUUCUUCGCUCGUCGCCAGAAGAUCAAGGGCACAGCAGCCUUCGUCGCAGGCAUCAUCCUCAUCCUCCUUCGCUGGCCAUUGAUCGGUUUCCUUGUCGAGAUUUACGGCAUCUUCAUACUGUUCGGCGAAUUCUUCAAGACGAUAGCCGGCUUCGCAUACAACAUUCCUGUGGUAGGACCAUACCUUGCUAGAGGCCUCCAAAAGGCAGGCGAGAAAGCAGGAGAAGGGAACAGGAACAAAGACCUGCCUGUUUAA
Aureobasidium pullulans EXF-150 is the source of this 432-nucleotide messenger RNA. RefSeq names its product Got1-domain-containing protein. The coding region runs from base 1 to 432 and encodes 143 amino acids. Lineage: Eukaryota; Fungi; Ascomycota; Dothideomycetes; Dothideales; Saccotheciaceae. Gene Ontology annotation, biological process: endoplasmic reticulum to Golgi vesicle-mediated transport; retrograde transport, endosome to Golgi. The transcript is spliced from 5 exons. Gene Ontology annotation, cellular component: Golgi cis cisterna; endoplasmic reticulum; COPII-coated ER to Golgi transport vesicle. The record is from RefSeq and is a predicted model, not a curated record.